Schistosoma guineensis is the source of this 891-nucleotide messenger RNA. The record is from the annotation of a GenBank genome assembly. Lineage: Eukaryota; Metazoa; Platyhelminthes; Trematoda; Strigeidida; Schistosomatidae.
AUGGAGUGGGUUUCAGAGGGUGUUGGUGAUUUGGAGGAAUCCGACCGUCAGGAUAGUGCUCGUGUUGUGGAGCAGCCGAAUGAAGUGAGUGUGGCGGUUUCUGAAAAGCCCACUGAAGUGGCGACACCUGAGGUCUCAGUGAAGGAGGCUGUGGUUGAAAAGACCCCAGUGGAAUCGGAGACAGUCCCGGUCUCAAUUGUUAGCAAAGGAGUGGUAGAGGUGACGGACAUGAAGAGCACAGUUGGAGUGACAGAGGAAUCUGGUAGUGUGGCGGAGCAGGAGACGUUGGUUGUUGAGCAGGUGGCGGAAUCCAAGGAGACAGUGACUGUUAAGAUGGAGGAGCGAGUUGUACAGGAGGUGGAGAAGGAGUCCGUCCCAGAGACGAUGGAGUGGGUUUCAGAGGGUGUUGGUGAGUUGGAGGAAUCCGACCGUCAGGAUAGUGCUCGUGUUGUGGAGCAGCCGAGCGAAGUAGGUGUUGCAGUUUCCGAAACACAAGUGGAGGUGGAGACGUUUGAGUUGGUGUCAGUGAAGGAGGCUGUGGUGGACGAGACCCCAGUGGAAUCGGAGACAGUCUCGGUCUUAGGUGUGACGGAGGAGAAGAGCGUGGUCUCAGCGACAGAAGACUUUGCCAUGGAGGUGGAGCAGGUGACUUUGACCGUGGAUGAGGUGUCACCUCGUAUGGAAUCCCUGACGUCCUCAGCUGAAGAACGUGUUGUCAGUGAGGCUGUUCCACUGGAGGAGACGGUCUAUGAUGUGUACGAAACGGAACAGGUUGAAGCUGUAACACGUCCUACCACUGACGCUGUCGCUUCUGGUGUUGUCUCCUCGACUACUCCUUCUCUGUCUGACGUUGUCAGUGUUGAAGAAGUUCCUUCUGAGGCGAGUUACUGA